AAGCCAAUUUUAAUCUGGACAUACCUGGUCGGGACCAGGUUAUGAGUUUAGACUAAGUUACCAUGGUGAUAUAGCCGCUUCAAAAGCGCUACCUUCGUUGAACAGGCAAGCCCGGCUUUACACUCAACACAGCUCGCGAACCCACUAAACGCGCUUCGCAGUAUACCCCCUAAAUCUAAGAAGCAUAACAUGACCUUACCGCCCGCAGUGGACCAUCAAGCAGUGAAAAAAACAACAACUUGUUACAGCAGAGGUGUUUGGUCAUGCCAUUUCAAGACUCUGCCCCUUCAGAGGAGAAUCAGGCUGUUCAUCUUUACUUUUUCCUGGAGCCAUCUUCUGUUUCUUCCUAAAGAAGUCAAGACGAUGACAGUAAUGAAGAUGGAUGCAACAAUGACAGCAAGCAAAACCCCGCAGAUGAUUGCUGUUGAAGAGGAUGACAGUCAAUGGAACGUUUGUGUAUGUUUCAGGUGGCAAAUGGGGAUACACCAGUGCAGAUGGAGAAACUCACUGGUCCAAAAAAUUCUAUUACUGUGGUGGACCUGGGCAAUCACCAGUAGACUUCAAGGCAGAGGACCUGGUGUAUGACCCGAUGUUACGGCCAAUUAAGGUUCACAACUAUAACCAGACGGGUAAAGGGAAGCUUGUUAUGGAAAAUACCGGAAAGUCACUAAAGAUAUCACUUCCCUCAACAAUGAACAUCUCUGGCCUCUAUCACAGCUACUCUGCAGCUCAGCUUCACCUCCACUGGGGCUCAGAGGCCAAGCCUUUUGGCUCCGAGCACACGGUCAAUGGCACACAGCAUGCUGCAGAGUUGCACAUUGUACACUACAAUUCAGAGCGGUACCCCAAUAUUACCAUGGCUUUUGACAAAUCUGACGGGCUGGCUGUGCUGGGUGUUUUCAUUCAGAUUGGUGCCUUUAAUCCAGCCUAUGACAAAUUUAUUAAGCACCUCAGUAAAAUCAAAUACAAAGAUACAAAAACAAAAAUCAGUGCAUUCAACAUCAGAGAGCUCAUGCCUAGUAAUCUGAAAGACUUUUACCGCUAUGACGGCUCACUGACGGUUCCCCCAUGCUACCCAAGUGUACUGUGGACAGUGUUCAGGAAUCACGUUACCAUCUCGAAGGCUCAGUAUAAAACCCUGACAACAGCUCUCUUUGCCACCGGAGCCAAAGAAAAGAAAGCUGUUCCUCUUACAGGCAACUACAGGAAUCCCGUCCCCUUGGAACACCGAGAUGUCCUGACAUCCUUUAGGGAUGGGGUGUUUCACACUAAGUAUGCCCUGUGUGGCCUCUUGAGAAGGAAAUUUGUAAAGAAUCUGCUGACCGUCGACUUGGACGAUGUACUAGACAUUGCGCACCUCCUGCCUAACAGUACUCGGUUGAUCCUCGAACAAGAAGUGGCAGCUCAAAUGAAGACACAGAAUAAGCGACCAUCAACGUCCAGUAAGAUUCAGGAUCUUGCCAAGCCAGCUUUGGCCUUUGGUACAUUGCUGGUUCAAAAGGCUGCUGAAGUCAAACAAUCCACUGUGCCAAUGGAUGUGCCUACUGCUCUCGCCAAGGAGCUUUUACCUCAACUCAACCUGAGGAGCUACCUGGCCUGUAAGGCAGACAUUGCUCCUGAAACCAUCAAAUAUCUCCUCACUGGAGGGCCCAUUGAUGUAGAUGGGAAUCAAGCAUUGAUGCUUGACCCUACCAUUAGUGGUGGUAAUAAUCUGUAUUCUUGGCUUUUUCCAGUGUGGCAAGAUUAGAGAGAUCGUUGAGUCUCCUAUGUCGCAUUCUGUCACACAGCCUUGUGUGUGUUGCAUAAUAAAAGAAAGCUUUACUGGUGCUCUGCAUUCCUCUGGCAUAUCAUCUUCUGUUCAACUUUUUCAGUUGCAGCAAAUGUAAUCAAAGUUAAGUGACACAUUUCAGUUUAUGCACAUAUUCAUAAUAUAUAUAAUAUUGAUCUGUAAUUAGGGACGUUUAUUUACAUUUGUGCCAUAAAAUUAAGCAAAAUGAGAUAUGUAAUGGGCUUUGGGUUCUUGCUUCCCAGAAUUCCCUACCUUGCUAUUUCCUUGACCUUUAA
Messenger RNA from Dunckerocampus dactyliophorus (ringed pipefish), 2064 nucleotides. It is a transcript of the gene ca12, whose product is annotated as carbonic anhydrase XII. The coding region runs from base 434 to 1747 and encodes 437 amino acids. NCBI's taxonomy places the organism in Eukaryota, Metazoa, Chordata, Actinopteri, Syngnathiformes, Syngnathidae. The record is from RefSeq and is a predicted model, not a curated record. Gene Ontology annotation, cellular component: plasma membrane. Gene Ontology annotation, molecular function: carbonate dehydratase activity; zinc ion binding. The transcript is spliced from 11 exons.